Falco peregrinus (peregrine falcon) is the source of this 3775-nucleotide messenger RNA. RefSeq lists its product as uncharacterized. Bases 1597 to 2679 code for a protein of 360 amino acids. The transcript is spliced from 3 exons. NCBI's taxonomy places the organism in Eukaryota, Metazoa, Chordata, Aves, Falconiformes, Falconidae. The record is from RefSeq and is a predicted model, not a curated record.
CCCAGGUACGCACUUCCAAGUGUUACAGGUUCUCCACAGCACCCAGGAGCUGUCCUCACAUCCUGGAACAAGUUGGGCACGUUGAUGCUUGUCCAUUACACACCCAUCUCCAGGCAGCUGGCCUCUUCCAGAAAGAUAAAUUUGGAUGCAACCACAAGCCUGGUAUGACAGAACACUUCAGUUUAUGACAGACUGAUACUUCCAUACCGGAUGACUCAUUGCCUUGCAUGCAUUAAUCAGUCUACGGGAUAUGCUACUAUGAAGAACAAAGUGGGGGACCAAAAGGAUGAAGAACAGAGGUGCACAAAAGUAUAUGCCCCAUGGAACCUGACUCUCAAUGACAGAUGCAUGUGCAGACUGUCUGCAAAGUUGAAAAUAGCUAAUGCAAAUGUCCACCAUAAACCAUUAUAGCUAAUAAUGAGCUCCAGAAGAAACAUUAAUGGAAACCUGUAUUAAUAAGCAGACCUGUCCUCAGCUCACCAUGUUGCCUUGCCACAGAAGACUGAAGCAGCUUCACCAUUUUGGUUUUCUUCUUGAAGCGCUCAAUGGCUUAAAAAGAUUGUUUCAUUUCUAGGAUAAACGUGAAACUCUCUACAGCGGUAACAAAGCUCAUUUUUGCAGGAAAUGGUAUUUCUAACAACAACACAAGGCUGUGGAACAGCUCUUAUAAAGUCUAGAGAUCAUCACAAACUUUGUCAAUUUUAAGUGCAAAGGACUUUUCCUUGAUUUUUUUCACCUCCAAAACAGAACUGUGUGUAUGACUAUUCAAGCAUGUAUGUGUGUGCACCCCAGCUCUGCUGCAUGCAUACAUACAAUCCUUUCCUGGGCAUAGGAAUAUGAAUGGGGCAAACAUGUUUUUCCUUCUCCUCUUGCAGCAAAUGGACACGCUGAGGUGUGGAUGUACACACUCCACCUGUGUCUGCCACUGGACAUCUCAACAGGAUUUUAGCAACACCACGUAUCUUCUGCCAGAGCCCUAGGAGGACUCCAGGAAACGUGAAAGCAGGAUGACGUGACCAUUUGAUACCUGUGGCCACUUCAGGAUGAAGUUUAGCCAUCCUUGCACCAGUAACGUGAGCUCACGCCUUGCAGAGUACAGAGCAAGCUGUAUGCUAGCUUGGGUUGCAAAACCUAAGGGUUUGCAAGACCCCAGAGGCAGUCAGAGACAGUAACGGAAUGCAUAUUCUAAAUAGCAUAAGCUGCAAUAUCCAAUUGCGCCAUCAGGGCUGAAUAAAGCUUUACCUGUUACUGCCAUUGGAAUUCCUUCAUGCUUUAGAACUUGGCUUUUAGUCCACAUAACACACUUUUACAAAUGUAUCUCUGUGCAUACUUUUGCAGAGCCUCUCCCUCCCACACCAUACUUCCCUGAAGGAGCAUCGUACGGACGCCCUCAGAGCCAGCAUGCAGAUCUUUGCCGCAGGAGCUCUGAGAACAAGCAUUUGCAGCAGUAGUUUGAGUAUGGGUAGACUCUUGUCAUUUCCUUUCCUGGUGUCAGGGCCCUGAGAGCACCCCUGCUUCAGGCUUAGGCUACCAGGCAGACUUUCUUUCCAGCUUUUAAGAGGAAUCCUUGCCCAGGUACUGCAAGGCUUUCUGCCUAUGUCGUCACGCAGUUCCCUGCAACUGGAUCUCCUUCCUUCCUGCCUCCUAUCCAACUGUUGCUCUUUAUUCUUUCUCCAGUCUCUUUACUCACCUACCCCCAUGGUCCCAUCCUCCGUUUUCUCACCUAUGUGUGGUUGCUUUGCAUCAGCUAUCUUCCAAAUUCACUGUUCAUCUUCCAGUAUCUCCUUGUCUUUUCUUCUCUCCCCCGUCCCCACAUGCUGCCCUUUUAUCUCUUGCCCAAGGAAGCUCAUUAACCUUUCCCAAAUCCACCCAAUUUCCUCAUUCUCUGUACUUAAGCAGGUCCAGCUAUCUAGUCCCAGUCUUUUCGUUAUCCUCCACUCUCCCCAAAAUGUCAGCUUUGCACACACUUUCUUGGUGCCCUUCCCACCCAGCCAGGCUGCCCCAGCAUCUUGUCCCAGACCCCCCACCUCAGCAGUCCAAGCCCUCCUGCGGUAUCUUUAUUUUGUUUUUUUCUCCCAAGAUUCUAUCUCUGCCCUUUUCCAUACUCUGCCUCCCCUCAACAGGAGAUUCUUUCCCCAAUCAAACCCCACCUCUCCUUCCUUCCUGCAGCUCCUCAUCCAGCCAGGGACUGAGCAAGAGGACCUCUUCCCUCUGUGCCCCCCACCCAGCCACACAUCUCCCUAUUCCCCAUGUUUUUUCUCAUUGACUUCCAACUCUCCCUUCCUUAAUCAUCCUCCAUCUUCUCCUUCCACCUCUCAGUUACUAUGUCUCUCCCCUCUCUCACGUCAGUGUCAUCUUGCCCUGAUUUUUUCCCUUCUCUUUUUUUUCCCUCCUCUUCCUUCUUCCUUCCUCCACACUCAGGUCAAUUUGCAGGGCCACCUGGGUCCCGAGUGCAUCGGCAGGCAGAGCAGGAGAAGGAAGGGCUUCCUGCUCUCACUGCUGAGCCUUGCCCGUGGGCUUCGCAGUGGAAAUGUCCACGGUUCCCACAGCCCUGAGCUGCAACAUGUCCAGUUACUCUGCAGCUGGCACGUAGAUAGCCCCAUUGGGCUCCUACAAGGUGCCUUACUUUGUUCUUGGGAAAGGCACUCCUUGGAAAUUUUAGCUGUCAAACUCUGGUAAAGCCUGCACUGAGUACUUGAGAAUGGGUGUUUUUCCCCCUCAAAGAUUUAUAAAUUUGCUGAAUUCAGUCAGAUUUCCACAAAAAGGACAAAACCCCUGCUGCAAAGGUGAGCAGCCCUACUCUAGAGCACACCGACUCUCAGGCAUUUAAAAAACAAAAUUGCAAGACUUUUGUAACACUGACAACAUGGUAUUCUUCCAUUUUGGGGGAAAGAAGAAAUUAUUUUGGGCUUAAAUAAAAAGGAACUAGCUAAAAGCAGAAACAAUUUCAGCUUUAUUGGGUCAAGUUUGGCAAAAUUAUAAAUGAGUAGAAAGAAGGCCUUUUAAUGGGACUUACCAAGCAACAUUAACAAUAGAUACUCUAUCAUCUGCCUGCAGGAACACAUUAGAAUAGCCAUGACAGCAGAUGCUGAGGCUCUGAGCCCAAUACUCAGGCUUAGGAAAGCAGAAGUAGGUUCAUACCUACAUCUGUACAAAUACUAACAGGCUCUUACAGUCACAUUACCCAGAAAAGACCUUUUUAUAGUGUGAAAUGCAACACCCUGCAUUGUAAGAUAUUGGAUAUACCAGAAGAAAAAUUCACUUGCAUGUCAGCAUUCAAGCAUUAAUUGCAGAUCACUUGAAUGCUGCUUUAAAUUAUCAUUUUGUCCUGGGCAGCAUCCUUCAUCCCUAGCUGAGUAUGUAGGAUGUACUAUUUCCCAUGAGAAGCGGCACUGCCCCUUAACAUUUGCUUCAUUUGUGCUAGCAAAUCCCCAGAUAGUAAAGCAAACUGACAAAGAUCAGCUGGAUUUAGCAACAGGGAAUAGUUAUUUAUAUGAAAAUGUCUAUAAGAAAGGCAUAUCGAAGGGACUAUUUUGCACAAAAUAUAAUGCUGUCAUCUUCUGGAAUGACGUAACUUUAGCCUAUUCAGUGCUAUAACAGCUUGGCUACAUGUGGUUUUGUAUACCUUUCCGGUGGAUCAGCGACUGAAAUACAAUUUCAGAAUUGAAGUAAGACACGUAGAUUUGUGACACUCUCCCAAUAUGACUGGUCCAGAAAUCAAUUAACUCAGUCUGCAAAUGUAGGCAAGAAGCUUUAUAGGUCAGUAACAGUUACA